AUGGAUUCGGAAGCUCCAACUCCAACUUCAACUUCAACUUCAACUUCAACUUCAACUUCAACUUCAACUUCAACUUCAACUUCAACUUCAUUCUCCAGUGCCAAGGCGGAAUCAGACAUUGAAAGGCCUCGGUUGCAUAUUGAUGAGGUGGAGUUCGUGGACGAGGAGGCCAUGUAUAACAUGCCGCUGCUGCUUGAUUGCAUGGCCCAAGGGAUGCUUCUUACACCUCCAGCUCUCUGCAACGGCUUUACUUGGACCAAUGACCAUCAUCCCAUCCUCGACUUCAAUCUAUGGACACAAGACUAG
Salvia splendens (bonfire salvia) is the source of this 306-nucleotide messenger RNA. RefSeq lists its product as uncharacterized. The record is from RefSeq and is a predicted model, not a curated record. The transcript has a single exon. The coding region runs from base 1 to 306 and encodes 101 amino acids. NCBI's taxonomy places the organism in Eukaryota, Viridiplantae, Streptophyta, Magnoliopsida, Lamiales, Lamiaceae.